AGGGCGACUGACGAAAGUGGCGGGCAGGGCGCGGCCUAGGGACGGACGACCGGUUGUGAUCGCCCGUUGAGAAGGCCUAGUAGAAAUGGCUGGUCGCAGGACUCCUCAGUACCUGGCUGUGCAGGAGAAUCUUGUUAUGCUACAGAGAACUCUGAGGGGAACUGACGAGGCAGAAGAUAGUUUGCUGGCCAUUUUCAAAAGUCGUGGAUGGCUUGACCAACUAGCCAAAACAAAAGCCGAUGGGCUGAUUAGAAAAGCCCUGAGCAAAAUAGAAAACGAAGGUAGAGAAUUACGAGUUGUUCAUAGAGAUGCUGCAGGAAGUUUCAGGUAUUGAUGAAGCUGUGGAAGAGAUCACAAAACGGUGCCCAACAAGGCCUCAAAAAGACCUAGGAACAAAAGGCAAUAGGAAACCUGAAGACUUUGCAAGUUUCCCAAGACCAAAGCUGGUUGACCUGAUCAAUAUAGUUGGUGUUAGAGUAAAGGUGAAGUGGAAAAGCAUGGGACUUGGGCUUGGUUUCAAGGGUUGGGAACUAAAUGGGAUUUACGCCACAAAGUGUAGAGAACUGGACCCUCCUCAAGAGUGCAUGACAGAGGUUUUUAGCCAGUGGCUGUCUGGUUUGAAAAGUGAAUACUCGUGGAAGAAACUGGCAGAAGUUCUUGUGUCGCCAGCAGUUAAUGAAAUUGAACUUCUGGGUCAUAUGUACAAAGAACUUACUAAUAAGAAGUAGAACUCUGACAGUGGUAUAUAUUUGUAAGUAUACUUGGUUGACUAGGACAUUGCAUUCUCUAUGAAUUCUAUCUACUAACACUAGUCAGAAAACUUUUUGGCCAAACGUUUCGACUGCUCUGCAGUCCUCAUCAGUGGCA
Geodia barretti is the source of this 867-nucleotide messenger RNA. The record is from the annotation of a GenBank genome assembly. Lineage: Eukaryota; Metazoa; Porifera; Demospongiae; Tetractinellida; Geodiidae.